AUGUGGGAAUUCAAGCUCUAUCACUACGACCCAUCUUUUAUCGCCGCAAUUAUCUUUCUGGCUCUCUUUAGUGCUUUAACACUCUGCCACCUCUUUCAACUCAUUUGGCACAAAACUUUCUAUCUUGUUCCAUUCCUUAUUGGAUGUAUUUUUGAGGCAAUUGGUUAUGCCGGGCGUGCAAUAUCUGCAAAGCAGACUCCUGAUUGGGCUAUCAUGCCUUAUGUCCUCCAAAGUCUCCUUCUACUCCUCGGUCCGACCAUGUUGGCAGCUUCUAUCUAUAUGUCACUUGGAAGACUCAUCAAAUCCCUCGAGGCCGACUCUUACUCACUGGUCCCGAUUGAAUUUUUGACAAAGACCUUUGUUAUUGGUGAUGUUAUUUCCUUUCUGGUACAGUCUACGGGAGGAGGUAUGCUGGCCAAGGCCAAGUCCAAGGGUGACCAGAAGAUGGGACAGAACAUCAUCAUCGUUGGCCUUGCUGUCCAAAUCUACUUCUUCGCAUUCUUCAUCACCAUUCUUCAUAUCUUCCAUCGCCGAAUUACGGCCAACCCGACCAGCAAAAGUCUUUCUUCAGUCUCCCCCUGGAAACAAUUUGUCCUCGUUCUCUACGUUGAUAGUGGUCUGAUCAUGAUCCGAUCUCUUUUCCGUUUGGUUGAGUACAUCACCGGAUCGAACGGCGCAUUGCAGUCAACUGAAACAUAUAUUUAUGUGUUUGACGCUUCGAUGAUCUUCGUCACCGUUGCUCUUUUCAGUCUUGUUCACUCGGGACGAGCGAUAAGAACUCCUAGAGAACCGAUACAGACGUUUCAUAUAUGCAAUGACUUAGCAAGCAUUCCUUUACAAAACAAGAGCCACUUUUCGCCUUCCAUUGUCCAGCAACCUUUCACCAUGUCCGACCGUCAUCACUAUCGCUAUCUACAAGAACAUCCAAUGGCUCAGCAUCCCCCUCAGAAUCAUACAGACUCCCUUGACCAGUACAACUACCCCUCCUACUCAAUUUCGCCUGGUCGAUUUCACGGUCAGGCUUGA
This is a messenger RNA of Fusarium proliferatum ET1, 1026 nucleotides long. RefSeq lists its product as uncharacterized. Gene Ontology annotation, cellular component: membrane. The transcript is spliced from 3 exons. The record is from RefSeq and is a predicted model, not a curated record. Bases 1 to 1026 code for a protein of 341 amino acids. Lineage: Eukaryota; Fungi; Ascomycota; Sordariomycetes; Hypocreales; Nectriaceae.